AUGGCAAAUGCUUGGAAACCCUUGGGAUACGGCAUGCUGGCCCGUUCCUCGAAGCUCAACUGCGUCGCCUGCCCAAUGUCCGAACGGUUAUACGAGGGGUAUAAAUGCGAUGGUGGUGUCUAUGGAUGCACGAGAGAUUUCGGAUCGACUAUUACGAUCAGCCUGUUGGAUCUAGACUCAAACCUCAACACCAUCUCAAGACCAUUCAUGACUAGGGGCAUGGAUGCGCAUUUGAUCAAAGUGCGAUAUGCGAGUUCAGACCUCUUGAGCGCGACUACCACCGGCGACAGCACCAGCACCAGCACCAGCACCAGCAGCACCCUGGACCCGACCGCGUCUACGACGUCUGGCCUGCCGACGGCCACUGCCUCGCCCUCGCCCGGUGGGGGUUCCUCGGAAGGCCUGACCACAGGCGCCAAAGCAGGGAUCGGGGUGGGUGUAGCCAUUGGCGCACUGGCGAUCUUGGGACUGGUAUUCUUCAUGUUUAGAAGACGGGGUCGUAAGAGCAACGCGGCAGAGCUCGACAACACGAACGCACACUAUGUCCCUCCGGGGCUGGCUGAGCAGCAGCAGCCUUAUGCACCCGCUGAUUACAAGUACCCAAGCGAAUUGGCGAACACCUCACCUCCUGCGAUGCACGAGUUGGAUAGCCAGGACUCCAGAUUCGAAACGCCGAGGCAGUCGCCGGGGUUCGUGGGGAACAACCAGGACCACAGAUUUGGUCCGCCGACAUAG
Neoarthrinium moseri is the source of this 735-nucleotide messenger RNA. RefSeq lists its product as uncharacterized. The record is from RefSeq and is a predicted model, not a curated record. The transcript has 2 exons. Bases 1 to 735 code for a protein of 244 amino acids. NCBI's taxonomy places the organism in Eukaryota, Fungi, Ascomycota, Sordariomycetes, Amphisphaeriales, Apiosporaceae.